AUGGCACGUGCAGGAGGAAUAACAAACGCAGUAAACGUCGGAAUCGCAGUUCAAGCAGAUUGGGAAAAUCGUGAAUUCAUCUCUCACAUUUCCCUCAAUGUUCGCCGUCUCUUCGAUUUCCUUGUUCAAUUCGAGGCUACAACAAAGAGUAAGUUAGCAUCAUUGAAUGAGAAACUUGAUGUAUUGGAGCGGCGUUUGGAAUUACUUGAAGUUCAAGUUGGAAAUGCUUCGGCAAACCCUUCUCUUUUUGCAACUUGA
Lathyrus sativus (Indian pea) is the source of this 258-nucleotide messenger RNA. The record is from the annotation of a GenBank genome assembly. Lineage: Eukaryota; Viridiplantae; Streptophyta; Magnoliopsida; Fabales; Fabaceae.